Messenger RNA from Didymodactylos carnosus, 225 nucleotides. The record is from the annotation of a GenBank genome assembly. Lineage: Eukaryota; Metazoa; Rotifera; Eurotatoria; Philodinida; Philodinidae.
AUGACACUCGCGGCAGCUGAUGGCGAAUACAAUGAGAAAGAAAAAGAAUGGAUAUUAGGUUACAGAGCAGCACUAGGUGCACCAGCCGACUUGCUUGCCGAACUUCAGAAGUAUGUACCAAAUGCUGAAGAUUGGCAUGAUUUACUAAACAAUAAAGAUGUAUUUGUUGGACAAUCCAGACGAGCACUCAUCUACGAUAGUUUCCAUGCGGCAUCGGCCGAUUGA